Messenger RNA from Adineta ricciae, 1248 nucleotides. NCBI's taxonomy places the organism in Eukaryota, Metazoa, Rotifera, Eurotatoria, Adinetida, Adinetidae. The record is from the annotation of a GenBank genome assembly.
AUGCGUUUAGUUAUACUUUUUGCAAUCAUUUCAAUUUCAUUGGUGAAGUCAUCACCAGUUUCACUCGGUGACGAAUUUCAUCUACCAUCGGUGGCAGAUAUCGAAUCACACGUUGAUAAAUUAUGGACCAAUUUCAAAAAAGGCUACAAUGUUGUAUAUAAUACUAGUGUUGAAGAACUUCAUCGUUUUAAUAUUUUCGUUAAACAUGUCAAAAUGAUCGUUCAACAUAAUAUCGAACAUGAUCUUGGUUUACAUACCUAUCGUCUCGGCUACAAUGUUGUAUAUAAUACUAGUGUUGAAGAACUUCAUCGUUUUAAUAUUUUCGUUAAACAUGUCAAAAUGAUCGUUCAACAUAAUAUCGAACAUGAUCUUGGUUUACAUACCUAUCGUCUCGGUAUUAAUAAAUUUGCGACAUUGACAAAUGCGGAAUUUCGUGAGCAAUUCAAUGGAUACAAACGUUCGAAACAAUCAAACCAAUUGUAUUCGGAAUUCCGUCGACCACAUGUUCCGGCAUCACCAUAUGUAGCUCUUCCCGUAUCAGUUGAUUGGCGCGAUCAAGGAAUUGUGACACCAGUCAAAGACCAAGGCCAGUGCGGCUCAUGUUGGGCAUUCAGUUCGACUGGCGCACUGGAAGGUCAUCAUGCGCGGGCUACAGGUAAACUCGUUAGUUUGAGCGAACAACAACUUGUUGAUUGUUCGACCAAUUGGGGAAAUAAUGGAUGUAACGGUGGUCUGAUGGAUAAUGCAUUCAAAUAUGUCCAUGAUAAUAAAGGUAUUGAUGAUGAAAAGACUUAUCCAUAUGUUGGCAAAGAUGAAGCAGCUUGCAAAUUUCGCCGAAAAUCAGUUGCUACAACUUGUGAUGGUUUUGUUGAUAUUCCGACUGGAAACGAAACAGCAUUGCAAGAAGCUUUAGCUCUUCAAGGUCCCGUUUCAGUUGCUAUUGAUGCUGGUCAAUCGUCAUUUCAAUUCUAUGUUUCCGAAAAGGAUAUUUCACGCGUUUACUCUGAUCCUCAAUGCUCAUCGGAAGAACUCGAUCAUGGUGUUUUAGCCGUCGGAUACGGUAUUGCCAAUGAUCCCGUCAAAGGUCAACAAGAAUACUACAUUGUCAAAAACAGCUGGUCAGCUUCAUGGGGUGACAAAGGAUACAUUAAAAUGGCACGAAACAAGAACAACAUGUGUGGAAUCAGCACUGCUGCUAGUUAUCCAAUUGUUAAAGAUAAAUCGUUCUACGAAAACGAGUUAUUAUAA